CUCACUCGACAUGAACGCCUCUCAGGCCCCGAGGCUGCUGGCCUGGCUCCUCGCCCUGCUGGCCGGUCCGGUGUUCUGCUCGGAGCAGGAGACCCAGCUGGUGAAGAAGCUUUUCACCGGCUACAACAAGGUGGUCCGACCCGUGAACCACUUCAGCGAAGCCGUGGUGGUCACCGUGGGACUGCAGCUGAUCCAGCUCAUCAGUGUGGAUGAAGUGAAUCAGAUCGUGACGAGCAACGUUCGUGUGAAACAGCAAUGGCUGGACGUGAAUCUGAACUGGAACCCAGACGAAUACGGAGGAAUCCGGAAGAUCAGAGUCCCGUCAACCGACAUCUGGAAACCAGACCUGGUGCUAUACAACAACGCUGACGGAGACUUCGCCAUCAUCCACCAGACGAAGGUCCUGUUGGAGCACAGCGGGAUGAUCACCUGGAAUCCUCCGGCCAUCUUCAAGAGCUACUGCGAGAUCAUCGUCCUCCAUUUCCCCUUCGACCUGCAGAACUGCAGCAUGAAGCUGGGCACCUGGACCUACGACGGGCUGCUGGUCAUCAUCAACCCCGACAGCGAUCGUCCCGACCUCAGCAACUUCAUGGAGUCGGGUGAAUGGGUGCUGAAGGACUACCGGAGCUGGAAACACUGGGUGUACUACACCUGCUGCCCCGACACGCCGUACCUGGACAUCACGUACCACUUCCUGAUGCUGCGGCUGCCGCUCUACUUCAUCGUCAACGUCAUCAUCCCCUGCAUGCUGUUCUCCUUUCUCACCGGACUGGUCUUCUACCUGCCCACCGACUCCGGCGAAAAGAUGACGCUCUCCAUCUCCGUGCUGCUGUCCCUGACCGUCUUCCUGCUGGUCAUCGUGGAGCUCAUCCCCUCCACCUCCAGCGCCGUGCCCCUCAUCGGGAAAUACAUGCUCUUCACCAUGGUGUUCGUCAUCGCCUCCAUCAUCAUCACCGUCAUCGUCAUCAACACGCACCACCGCUCGCCCAGCACCCACACCAUGCCCGGCUGGAUACGCAAGGUGUUCAUCGAAACCAUUCCCAACAUGAUGUUCUUCUCCACGAUGAAGCGUCCCGGUCAGGAGAUCCGGCAGAAGAGGAUGUUCCCCACCGACAUGGACAUCUCCGACAUCUCAGGUAACCCCGCCCCCACCAGCAUCACCUACCAGUCUCCCAUCACCAGGAACCCGGACGUCCGCAGCGCCAUCGAAGGGGUGAAGUACAUCGCUGAGACCAUGAAGUCAGACGAGGAAUCGAACAACGCAGCGGAGGAGUGGAAGUUCGUGGCCAUGGUUCUGGACCACAUCCUGCUCUGCGUCUUCAUGGCCGUGUGCAUCAUCGGGACGCUCGGCGUCUUCGCCGGGAGGCUCAUCGAGCUCAACACGCUGUAGAGGACCCCUAGUGGUCACCUUGGGGCGUGCACGGCGGUGCGUUCGCUGACAUUGAGGAGAAACCCAAUGCAGGGGGGGGGGGGGGGGACGAGUCUCGAGAUCUGCGCGGGUCAUACUUGAAGGGUUUCUUGUUGUUGUUUCCAGGUGUUUUUGAACAGUGUAGUAAUGAGCGCUGGAGUAAACGUUAUCGCUGGGGAUAAAAAGCCGUAACCGUGGUAAUGAGUCUGGGUUUUUUUGUUUGUUUUUUGGCAGCUUCAUUUAAGGUUUUGGGUCAGAGGUUUUUAUCUUGAAAUGUUCAAACUGACCUUUUAACACGAGAACGUUUUCAUGUCUAUGUGCUAAAUAUCAUAAAAAAUUUCUGUAUAUUAAAAAUGUUUGCAUGGAUAGAAAAAUGAAAA
Molecule: messenger RNA, 1788 nt
Organism: Pseudoliparis swirei
Lineage: Eukaryota; Metazoa; Chordata; Actinopteri; Perciformes; Liparidae
Product: acetylcholine receptor subunit alpha
Exons: 10
Coding region: 11-1390 (459 amino acids)
Biological process (GO): monoatomic ion transmembrane transport; chemical synaptic transmission; regulation of membrane potential
Cellular component (GO): synapse; postsynaptic membrane; neuron projection
Molecular function (GO): acetylcholine-gated monoatomic cation-selective channel activity; transmembrane signaling receptor activity
Source: RefSeq, a predicted model, not a curated record